UUUUCAUUCACUGGGUGUGACAGGAACUCUAAAGGUGUUGCUGUGCAUGGACCGAGUUUAAAUCGAACUGUUGAAAAUUAACUGUAGAGGCUGGAAGAAUGGAAAUGUUUGCCCAUUGUGCUGGGAUUCUUCUACUUGUCUUGCAUGCAGCUGAUUCACAGGGUAAUGAAGUAAAAACGAUUGAGGUCCCUUUAGGAGGCACGGUAAAUAUCAGCUGUGGAACUUCAGCUUUGGCAAGGUUCGUGACCUGGUACAAGGAAGGACAAAACAAAAACCUGUGCAAGAUUGAUCAGGAUGACAAUAAGUUGAAAGGAGAGCAAAAGUGCACCCCACACUUCUGUAAUCUAAUUAUCAACAAUGCGCAAAGGAAUGUCUCUGGCACUUAUACCUGUGUUGUAAGUCAGAACAACAGAACUCUACUCAUGCACAGGACAAGAGUGAUAAUCACAGAAACUUUGAAGCCAACUCUUUCCAUCCUUGGGCCAUCGUUCUUGCAGGAUGGACCGUUGAAGCAUGAUAUUCCUCUGCUCUGCACCGUUUUCAACGUUAACCCUAAUUCAAAUACUGUUAUUUGGAAUAUUAGUGGAAAAAUAUAUCAGGAUAAGAUGGAUGUUGACAUGAUAGAUGGGAAAGGAGCUUUCAGUAUUUGGAGCUUGAAACUGGUUCCUCCAGAGGACUGGCAGUCAGAAAUGUCUUAUGCUUGUUCAUACCCAGGAAAUGUGACAACAGGAGGUGUCCUCAAACAGGAAGAAUCACAGAUCAAAGAAGCAGAACUAAGUGGGAGAAGGUUAAAUGUGGCUUAAAAGGAUUGAGAGUUUUGUGUAAUAAAUAGAAGAUGGAAAGACUCACAAAGAAGAAAGUGAAUGACAGAAUUUAAAGAUUCAACGUGAAGAACAGAAAUGCUUAUGUUAAUAUCCAGCCUUUCCUUCUAGUAUAACCCUAUGAUUUAUAAUCCACAAGCAUAUAUUAAAGACUCAGUUGCAUUUUCCAUAAUUCCAUGAGAAGAGAAGGCACUGCCUAUACUGUAAAGUAGUUUGAAUUUUAACUUAAACUUAAAUCUAUAUGUUGGAUGCCUGUCAGUUUUUAUACUAUUCAAAUUUUUAAGUAUUUCUCCUUUAUUAUAUCAAGCAAUAGAGCGAUCUAGUGGCCUAGAGGUGGAGCUCUUAUCUCACAAUCAGGAGGCUGUGAGUUCUAUCCUAGGUAGAGGCAGAUAUUUCUCUCUUUGGGCUCAAUGAGUAAUUGUUUGUUGCAAACUCUGAGUAGGUGUCAGGAAGGGCAUCUGGCCAAUAAAUACUCGAGCUCCAAUCAGUCACCCCAAUGCAAGGGAUUACAAGGUCAUUAAAAUAAAAUAAAAUAUCCAGCAACAAUAUUGUAGAAACUAUAAAAUUAGUUACAUGGCUAUUGUGAACACUUCCUCUGUGUUAGUCACUCAAAUUAGCUUGUAUAAAGAGCCUUAUUUUAUCUUAGCAAAACCCUUAAAGGUAGCUAGAUCUAGAGAUAAUAGCUUUUCUAGGCCUUUUGCUAGAAAUACAGUUCAAAAGAAUUUCUUUAUUUAUUUAUUUUAGAAAAAUUUUAUUGCUGCCUACUCACACAUGGCGACUCAAGGCAGCUUACAUGGAUAUAAAAACACCAUAUAAAAAUAAUAAUAGCUCCCUACCCCAGCAGCAACACACAUUCAUAAAAGCCAUUUAAUGGGCUCCAUUCCAUUCUGGGUUCCCAGGCCUGCUGGCAAAGCCAUGUGUUCAGCACUUUCUGAAAGAGUGUUAGCGUGGGGGCCAGUCUAAUCUCUGGGAGAAUGAUGUUCCAGAAAGAGGGAGGCAGUUCAUAUCAUACAGCUUGUCAAUUGCUAAUUUUUUCCCCUCAUGUUUCUGGAUCACUGUACCUGAAUGUUCUGUCUUCUGCUUGCAAGUCUACCAUUUCUCCAGCUAACCUAGUAUGGCACCUACUUUGUAAAAGUAAGUCCCUCGCCUAUAUUUGGAAAGCAUCCAUCUUAAUAGUUGUGAACUAUGCCUGAAGAUCCAUCCUUUUGCCAAGAUAUUUCUUCUGUCAAUGUUUAUAUGGAUAUUUGUGUAUGCCCCCUGUGAUUAAAUUAUACUGCAAACAUUCCAAAUGCUUUUACAUUUUGCAUUUUACUUUUAUGCUUAUCAAAUCAUGUUUCAUCAAAAUGUAUGUACAUCACUUUCAGUAUGGGAUAAAAAUUUUACACACACACACACACACUGAGAAAGAGAGACAGAGAGGCAGAAAUUGAUUAAUAAUAAUUAUUUGGUGAACUGAAUGAUAACUAAGAAGCAUCGUUUUACAAGUCUUUCGUUUACAGAAACACACAGUUCUUACCUAAGAGCUAGGAAAAUAGCCUUCUUGCCAUUAUAUGCAAAUAUAUGCCAGAGAGGCUGAAAAUGUGAGGAGGUAUUUCCAGCU
Molecule: messenger RNA, 2421 nt
Organism: Ahaetulla prasina
Lineage: Eukaryota; Metazoa; Chordata; Lepidosauria; Squamata; Colubridae
Exons: 5
Coding region: 99-803 (234 amino acids)
Source: RefSeq, a predicted model, not a curated record